GACUGACGCUGUGCAGUAUGAACUGCCCUUCAGUUAGCUCAGCCUGAAGUUCAUCGCAAACGAGUUAUAGAGUGACUGUGAGGACUACAAAACGAUACCUAUUCAAGCGGGCACAGAUCUGGGCACCUUACUGACCUGCAAGAGUGGCCAGCUGACAAUGUGUUGAAACAUAACAUGGAAAAGUAUACGGAAAUAAACAGUAGUGGACACUACUCAGAGAACAGUGCCUAAUAAAAACUGGAAAUCAUAGUAUAUUAGGCAAUGAAACAGUUUGGAUCACAGCAUAUAUGUAUGCUGAAUGUUGACAAAGGGCAGUUGUAAAGCAUUGUUUUGUAUUAACUUCCAGCUUAUUUAGACGACAUUUUUAUUUGCCGUGUUGUACAAAACAAGCACAAUGGUCCAAGUAUAAUGACAAAUGCAUGGAUGUCCUCAAUCUUGCAUUGAUUAGUUUGUUCUUGAGUGACUGAUAGGCCAACUGUUUAAAGGUAAUUUAAAAAUUUAUGGAAACCAGUCUGCUCCAGCCACAGUUUGGUUGAAAUGUUGCUAAAGGGUGUUACCCCAGAUGUUUUGAUGAAUCAUCCGAUAUAAUUAGUCUUCUACCUGAAAUGUCAGUUCUCCAUGUUUGAGAUGUAGAAUUUUAUAUCCAGGAGGCAAUUUUUGAUCCAUGGCACUCUCGCAGAAGGUUUUACAAAUGAUAAGAGAUUCUGGCUUUAAAAGCCCAGCCCAAUGUCGUUACCAUGGUAGCCAUGUGGGAGGAUCAUAUCUGUCUAGAUGGUUUAGGAAUGUCAAUCGACGUAGUCGGGUGGCCACACUGACAGAAGAGAAUCAAUAUGACCGGUUAGCAGAAUGUGUAACACCUUUGUACCAACUUCCGUAUGACAAACAACUUGAGUUAAAACAAAACCACAUGAAGUACUGCAUCUCCAAAGUGAUUGACAUUGGCUUGAACUCUCGCCCCAGGAAAUCGAUUGGCCUAUUACAGAAAUUGUCACAGAUGUAUGAUGGCCAGUGUUGUCCCUUAGAGGACAUUAAACCAGCUCCAGUCAUCUAUGGGUAUAGGAACAAAGAAGAGUUCAAUGUUGGCUGCAAUAUCCAUGGCAACCCAAACACUGUAGGACUGUACGUGGGGAAAGAAAGACACAGAAAUGCUGUAUGCGUUGAACCGGAUCAGUUGAUCAACAUGUCGGCAAGACACAUUGAAGUUUGUAAGGUUUUUCAGGAUUUUGUCCGCAGUUGUCGGCUACCCGUCUCUCCUUUGCUGCAGGAGAGAGGACACUGGCGUAACCUAAUCAUCAGAAGUACAACUCUGGGGCAACUCAUGGCAGUGGUCAAGUUCAACCCUAGACAUUUGUCUGAGGAAGACAUUGAAUUGGCGGAGAACGAAUUGAGGGAUUACUUUGCCAGUGGACCCGGGAAAAGUGCAAAUUUGUCUUCACUAUAUUUUCAAGCUUGCCCUCACACAUUUGGCCUUGGUACGGAUUUCCCAUACAAACAUUUACUUGGUGCAGCACACAUUGAGGAAGAGGUCCUGGACAUGAGAUUCAAUAUAUCAGCUGACUCUUUCUUCCAGACGAACACUCCCGGGGCUGAAGUCCUCUACAGUACAGUGAGAGAAUAUGCAUCUCUCUCACCAGACUCUACUGUGUUUGAUGUCUACUGUGGCACAGGAACUAUCGGCAUUUUACUGUCCCCGACAGCCAAAAAGGUCAUAGGAAUAGAAAUGCUUCAUCAAGCUGUGGAGGAUGCCAAAGUUAAUGCUCACAUCAACGGAUGCAGUAACACACAGUUCAUCCAAGGAGAUGCCCGUAAGCUGAUGAACCAGCUGUUCAUGAGCGGGCAGUAUGAUGGGGAAGAUCUUGUAGCCAUUGUUAACCCAGGGCGUACUGGACUCAGUAAGAAAGGGGUCCGUGCCUUGAAACGCUGUUCAGCCAUUCGAAGACUAGUUUUUGUGACUUGUAAACCUCAUGGGAAAGUCUUACAGAACAUGGUGGAUCUUUCCAUAGAGAUGGAUGACAUAGCCACAGAUCCAUUUUGUCCAGUCAAAUCAGUUGCUGUGGAUAUGUUUCCACAUACAUUACACACAGAACUGGUCACCCUCUAUGAAAGAUGACCCUGCGCCAUUUAUGGAAGAAGCCGAUCCUGUGUGGCACAUAGGUAAUGGCUAUUUUCAUGAUAGUGGACAAUUCUAACGGCUGAACAAACCAUGGAAAAGCUUUCUUGUCUGUUUUAAUUAAAUGUUUGCUUUGACGUCAUGCUGCUGUCAGCGUAGUUGAUUAUUUCUCCAGAAUCCACACUUGCGAGUUUGUGGUUUGAGUGGUAAUGGGUGACAACUUGUACCACCUGAGUGCGCCUUCCAUGGAUGUAUGGUACAGCACGAUUCAAACCCACGAACACAAGACUUCAAAACAUUAAAGUUUAAAACAAGAUCCCGCUGAGCUAUCUGGGAAGACCGUACAACCUUCUCCUUUUAGACGACUUUAACGUUUAUUUUGACGUCAAUCAUAUGUCUAACCAAUCAUAAGAAUGUUAUAUAGGAAGGGCCCAUUCAUUUCUUAUCAGUGUGAAAUUUAUUUUAUAAAUUUCGCUUGUCGCCCUCAUUUCAAUUACACCAUACGCUGCCAGUGCGUGAAAAGGCAGAGUGACUUCAUCAGUUCUCUUAGGCACAGAUAUGAACAGCAAAAACAGAGUGUGUAAUAGGUUGAACUGGUGGGUCUGAUUUGUGGCAUUCUGAUUACAUUUUGGAUAAUCGAGGCCUUGUUAUGUCAAUGUGACAGAAAUGAUAUUAUCCACUAUCAGACCUCGUCAGAUUAUAUGUAAGCGUCAAUCAAUUCAGAUUUACUUUCCCGCAAACCUAAUCAUAGACAGUCACUGUCCGUUAUCUUACACACCCAGUGUAUGUUGAAGUAGUAACCUGUAUAGGGACUGGAUUCACAUUGGCUAAAUGCGAUAACACUGUUACGUUAAAACUUCAUGUAACAUCGUCACGAAAGAUCAACAACAACGUAUUAUUUUCAACUAUGCAAAUAAUGCCUCUCAGCCAGCACGAAAGAGCAUUCAUAGAUGAUAAUUGUGAUGUAGCGUCUUUUCAUUAUUUACUUGAAAUGACAACGUCGGUUCUUGAAAAAGAGUCGAUAGUUGUUACAUUACUACAAACAUGUUUAAGUAGGAGAAUCAACUGUUGCUCGUCGUUUCACCAAUACAUCUUGCAUUGCUGACUAAAAUUGAAAGAAAGAACAACACUAGACAAAAUGAAUAUACAUGGAUAAAGUAUCCCACAUAAAAUUUAAAGAGACCUACCUUGUUAUUUUUGUGAUUUUGCAUAACUGAGGUAGCACAGUUAAACCAAGUUAAAACAUGAAAAUUUAGAAAAUC
Messenger RNA from Liolophura sinensis, 3372 nucleotides. RefSeq names its product tRNA (uracil-5-)-methyltransferase homolog B-like. Lineage: Eukaryota; Metazoa; Mollusca; Polyplacophora; Chitonida; Chitonidae. Gene Ontology annotation, biological process: RNA processing. The record is from RefSeq and is a predicted model, not a curated record. The transcript is spliced from 15 exons. Gene Ontology annotation, molecular function: RNA methyltransferase activity; RNA binding. Bases 665 to 2110 code for a protein of 481 amino acids.